UCCCGGGCUCCUCCCCUGUCCCUAGUCCUGCUCCCCCAGCCAUGGCCCGUGCGCUGCUCUUGGUCCCUGCGGCCUUAGCUUCUUUCGUUCUGGCCUUUGGCACUGGAGUAGAAUUUGUUUGCUUCACAUCUUUGCAACCACUGCUUGGGGCCACUCAGAAGUUGAGACCAGAUACUCGACAGGAUUGGCUGACUGCCCUACAGGACCCUGGCAUCUUGGCAGCUCUAGCACAGGAUCUGGGGCUGGUGCUGUUAUUCAUGGGGCAGCACAGUCUUAUGGCAGCAGAGGCUGUGAAGACAUGGAUGGCCCAGCACUUUGGGGUCCUGCAGAGGUCACUCUAUGUGGCCUGCACUGCCCUGGCCCUGCAGGUUGUGAUGCGUUAUUGGGAGCCAGUACCAGAGGGCCCAGUCCUCUGGGAAGCACAGUCAGAGCCCUGGGUAACUUGGGUACCCCUUCUCUGCUUUGUGAUGCACAUCAUAGCUUGGCUCCUCAUUUUUAGUAUCCUCUUGGUUUUUGACUAUCCUGAGCUCAUGGGCCUCAAACAGGUAUAUUACCAUGUGCUGGGACUAGGGGAGCCAUUGGCUCUGAAGUCCCCUCGGGCACUGAGACUCUUUGAGCACUUGAGACAUCCCGUGUGUGUGGAGCUCCUGACCGUGCUGUGGGCUGUGCCCCGACUGGGCCUUGAUAGAAUCCUCUUGGCUGCACUGCUUACCCUCUACCUGGGCCUGGCACAUGGGCUAGACCAGCAAGACUUGCGAUACCUCCGUGCCCAGCUUCAAAGAAAGCUUCAGUUACUUGCUGGGCCCCAAGAUGUAGAUGCUGAGUGAAAUCUAACCCCUAGGAUGAAACUAUGGUCCCUAGGCUCUGAAGCCCUGACUGCCCCCCCCAUUCAAAGUUCUGUUCCCUGAAAUCCAAGAGCUGUCUAUCUUAGAGAAUCUGUCUUCUGGACUUCUACUCCUGAACUUGAGGUUUCUUGAACUUGAGAGGCCACCCCUUGAAGUUUGAGGUUGCAUGCUUCUGGGUCCUUAGAUGCCUCCCCCCACCCGCCUAAACUCUGUCUCUCCUGAAUUCCCAGCUCUACCUCCUAGACUCCAAGUUUCUCUCCUUGUGGACUUCAGGCAUGGUUCUCUGGAUAUAGGAUGCAGCUAGUUCCCUGACUUGGAACCCAUACUCAGAUCCCAGAUUUAGUGUCCCUUAAUCCAGAAUCCGACACCUCAAUUCAGUCUACAAAGACAGAUGAGAUAUGGGGGGAGGAAUGAGGAUUUGGGGCCUGUCCCCAACAAUAGGUCUCUUUCUGCCUAUUUUCCUCUCCAAAUCUUAGGGGAAGAGGUUGGCUCUGAUCCCCAACCCCAUUCUCAGGGACCUUUUCCUUUUCCUUUAUAUCUUUACCCACCCUGGAGUUAUACUGGAACUGAAGUGUUUUCUAGCCUCUAGACUGAAGUACCUUUCCCUAGCUCCCAAUCUCCCAUCCUCCAGCCCUUCCCUCAGUGUGCUUAAGGUUCUUUUUAGAAUUUCUCCCUCACUUAGGCUCUAUGUCCUCAGAGCAGAUAUUGGGAGGAAGGGGCAGGAACCUCUUCACUCCCCAUCUCAGUGACUUCAUGUUUUCCAGAGAACUUGUAAGAAGCUGGCAAAUAAAUCCAAAUACCAUGUCUUUUUUUCAUAUGCCA
This is a messenger RNA of Phascolarctos cinereus (koala), 1667 nucleotides long. RefSeq names its product nurim (gene NRM). The record is from RefSeq and is a predicted model, not a curated record. Lineage: Eukaryota; Metazoa; Chordata; Mammalia; Diprotodontia; Phascolarctidae. Gene Ontology annotation, cellular component: nuclear membrane.